CUUCACAUGCUGGCAUCACCCAGACUCACCUUUUCAAUUCUCGCUCUUUCCUGAUCUCAGAUUUCCUCUUUUCCGUUUUCAAAGUUUUGAGUCUUGUCCUCAUUUUCCUACCUACUCUACCUUGGUGAUUUCUCUUAUCCCUCGUAAAAAUAGAAAAAUCUUCUUUUCUCGCAAUCAUUAUGCAACGGAAAUGAACUUUUCUAUGUAAAUUAUUGGACUGCUAUGAUAUAAACAAGCCAAUUUGCUCAAGCGAUUCUUGCACAGAAGGUGUUUGAGAAAUUUACUGUUCGUGUCAGUCACAAUUCUCAGUUCUGCUUCGUUCUUCAUGCCAAAUGCCAAUUUUUGUCUCCUGGAGAAUAUGAAAAUUUUCUCGGUUUCUUCGUUUUUCUUGUUCUCUACAAUCAUUCUUGCUCUUCUUGGUCCGAUUUCAACGGCAAAAUUGAUCACAAGCGAGAGAAGAAUUCUUUUCCAGGCUGAGAGGUUGCUUGAGUAUCCUCAGGUUCUUAGAGGAUGGAGGAAAUGGACCAACUUCUGCUAUCUCCCUCCGUCACCUUCUCUCAAGAUUGUCUGCUCCAACGGCCAUGUGACUGAAUUAACCAUUGUUGGGGACAAGGUCUCGUCAUCAUCUUCUCAAACUCUUUCAGAAAGAUUCUCCAUUGAUUCUUUCUUCACUGUGUUGACGAAACUGUCAAGUUUGAAGGUACUGUCACUUGUGUCUUUAGGCUUGUGGGGUCCUUUGCCUGCCAAGAUAGACAGGUUCUGGUCACUUGAAGUUCUGAACAUUAGCUCAAAUCACAUAGAUGGUGAAAUCCCAUCAUCAAUCCGUUUUAUAAAAAGUCUCAGGGUUCUGAAUCUGGCUGAUAAUUUGUUCAAUGGCAGUGUCCCAGAUCUGAAAGCACUAGCUUUUCUUGAAGAACUUAAUCUGGGUGAAAACAAACUGGGUUCUGAAUUCCCCUCACUGGGUAACAAUCUUGUUAGAAUUAUCCUGAAAUACAAUUCUUUUAGGUUUCAGAUUCCCUCCAGAAUCAUGUAUUUUCACAAACUUGAAGAAUUUGACAUCUCUUCCAAUGAAUUUUCUGGACCCAUCCCACCUUCUCUGUUCUCUCUUCCUUCCAUUGUCCACAUAAACUUAGCUCAAAACCAGCUUACUGGUGACUCCUCUGUGAACAUAAACUGUAGUUCAAAGCUAACAUUUGUGAAUCUCUCGGACAACCUUUUAAUGGGGAAAUUUCCACCUUGUUUUGGAUCAUCAAAGUCCUCAAAUCGCACGGUGUUGUAUUCUGGGAACUGCUUUUCAGCUAGAAGCUUAACAGGCAUGCAUCAACAUCCAUCUUCAUACUGUAUUAAGGAGAAGGCCAUAGCUGUGAAGCCUGUGGAGAGAAGCCAGAAGAAGGAGACAGGUAUGAGAAUUCUUGCAACCAUUGGAGUCAUUGGAGGUUCUGUUGGAUUCGCUGUGAUUCUGUCACUGUUCAUUGUGUUCGUAUGGAGGAAGUGCAAAGAAGACAGAGCAGAUGAUGAUAAAGAUUUAGACAGAUCUGCUACUCAUAAGCUCCGAAGACCAAACAUUGAUUCAAGACGUGUUCCUCAGACAAUGAGGCUAUCUGCACUUGGACUCCCACCAUACAGAAUUUUCUCAUCAGAGGACAUUGAAGAAGCAACAAACAACUUUGAUCCAUCAAAUCUAAUAUCAGAAGGAUCUAAAGGCAAGAUAUAUAAAGGUUGGCUCAGUGAUGGUUCAGAGGUCCUUUUCAACUGUGUAGAAGUAACACACAAGAAUUUGACCCAAAGUCUGAUGAAGAAACACAUAGAGGUGUUACCCUGUCUGAGGCACAGACAUUUGGUAAGUGUGCUAGGACACUGUAUCAUUACUCCUCAAGACCAUUCUCAACCAAGAAGCACAGUCUUCAUUGUCCUUGAGCGCUUUUCAAAUGGGUCAUUGAGAUAUCAUCUUUCAGAUUUGAGAAAGAAGCAAGUGCUGAAAUGGCCACAGAGAAUGGCAAUAAGCAUAGGAAUUGCAAGAGGGACCCAGUUCUUGCACACAGGGGUUGUUCCUGGCAUAUUUGGCAACGAUUUAAAGAUUGACAACAUUUUGCUAGAUGAUAAUCUCAACCCAAAAGUUAGUGGAUAUAAUAUUCCAUUGCUAUAUAAGAAUGGUUUUGAGAGUACUCUUCUUGAGCAAAGUGGCCCCCAUCAUGGCGCAAGAACUGAUCCAGCAGCAGAAAAAGAAGACAUUUAUCAGUUGGGCGUUAUUCUUCUUGAAGUUAUUACUGGCAAACGGCUUUCCUCUUCCAGUGAAAUAGAGGAUUUGAAAGAUGAGUUGGAGAGAGGAUUAUCAGAAGCAGCAUCAACACUGAGAAGUGCAAUAGAUCCAACCAUCCAAGGAACUUAUGCAUAUGAAUCACUAAGGACUGCAAUUCAAAUCACAAUCAACUGUCUAUGUGAGGUUCCAAAUAAGCGACCUUCAAUAGAGGAUGUCCUUUGGAACUUGCAGUAUUCACUACAAGUACAAGAGUCAUGGACCAGCAGUGGAAACCUUGGUACAAAGUUUUAGUUUCCCUCUCAAUAUAUAUAACUUGUCUGAUGGAUAUGUUCAUAAGAUUAUGGAUCAGGAACAAUAAAUGGUUAUGUAUCAUGUAAAUCUCUUCCUGCCAGGCUAAAAUAAUCCGGAGUGUGGCCCUGCAUUUUUCAAUAUUAUCUUUUUCCUGAUU
Messenger RNA from Prosopis cineraria, 2708 nucleotides. RefSeq names its product probable LRR receptor-like serine/threonine-protein kinase At1g14390. Gene Ontology annotation, cellular component: membrane. The record is from RefSeq and is a predicted model, not a curated record. The transcript is spliced from 7 exons. Gene Ontology annotation, molecular function: protein binding; ATP binding; protein kinase activity. Bases 326 to 2551 code for a protein of 741 amino acids. NCBI's taxonomy places the organism in Eukaryota, Viridiplantae, Streptophyta, Magnoliopsida, Fabales, Fabaceae. Gene Ontology annotation, biological process: protein phosphorylation.